AGAAGCAGACCCAGCACUCCACUGUGUGCAUAUAUUUGUGUCCGGAAGACAUGUGUGUUCUGUUGUUUGGUAGAAGACAUGCCAGUGUAAUAGCAUUGGAUGAAUAAACCAUCAGGUUGUACAGGUGAACUGUGUCGGCAGAAGAUCAUCAGGCCCAAAAACACAAUGUCCUGAUGGAGAACAUCCGAUCACGGCUGAAGUUUGGGAAUAAGGAGGAAGAUGUGAAACUGCGGACACGAAAAUCUCAGCUUUACGCUAAAGAAGAGCAGCGUCUGUUUGAGCAUGGUGUCCUGGGACUCAGAGUGGCCCUGCUCACUGUGGCCUUCAGACUCAUCAACUGCUUCCUGGUUCAGACCAGCUUCGUCCCUGAUGAGUACUGGCAGUCUCUGGAGGUGUCCCAUCAUAUGGUCUUCAAUUAUGGGCAUCUGACCUGGGAGUGGAAGACAGGAAUAAGAGGGUUUUCUUAUCCACUUCUGUUUGCCAUUAUAUACAAGAUAUUGCAAUGCAUGAACUAUGACUCCAUUUAUCUACUGAUAUGGCUUCCACGAGUCAUUCAAGCGCUCCUGGCUGCGUUUGCAGAUGUAAAAUUCUUCUACCUCAUGCGAACUUUGGAAAAUCAUGAUAUUGCAAAAUGGACGUUCUUCUGUCAUCUGAGCUCCUGGUUCACCUGGUUUUGCUGCACCAGGACUCUGACCAACAGCAUGGAGACCACCAUCACCAGUCUGGCUCUCUUUUACUACCCCCUGCCAGGGUCCAAAACACAAAGCAGCUGCAGAUAUCUGACCCUGGUGGCGUUGGCGGUCAUCGUUCGGCCGACGGCUCUGAUUGUCUGGUUUCCUCUGAUUCUCUACCACUUCUGGCAGGAAGAUGAUAAACUGAGACUCAUCACUCAUCGCUACAUUCCUAUAGGGACUUUGGCUGUUGUGAUUUCAACGGUGAUUGACUGUAUAUUUUAUGGGAAGUGGACCAUGGUGCAGUUCAACUUCCUGAAGUUUAAUAUCAUCCAUGGUGUGGCUGAUUUCUACGGCUCUCACCCCUGGCACUGGUACUUCACCCAGGGCUUCAUGGUGGUCAUCGGCCCUCAUCUGCCUUUCUUCCUUCACGGUUGCACCCUCGCCUUAAAAAAAUACAUCCUGCUGGUGGCUAUUGUCUGGACAGUUGUAGUGUACAGCUUGCUCCCUCAUAAGGAGUUCAGAUUCAUUUAUCCCGUGCUGCCGUUCUGUAUGGUCUUCUGUGGCAUAUCUUUGGCCAGUUUGAAGGCCUGGCAACAAGCUGCUGCAUUCUUAUUGUUAGUAUCGAAUCUGUUUCCUGCCUUAUACACCGGCCUCGUUCACCAGCGAGGCACCCUCGACGUCAUGAACCACAUCCAGACACUAUGUGACGUCAACAGCUCCUCCAUUACAACACAACCAGACGUCCUCUUCCUCAUGCCCUGCCACUCAACGCCCUAUUACAGCCACAUCCAUUGCCCAAUAAAGAUGAGGUUUCUGGAGUGUCGUCCGGAUCUGGGACAGGAGGAUUAUGUCGAUGAAGCCGACAUAUUUUACCGCGACCCUCUUCUCUGGCUCAGGACUUUGUUUCCGUACAAGUCAUCUCUACCCACACACCUGCUUCUGUUUGAUGUUUUAGAACAGGAAAUCUCUGUGUUUCUACAAGGGAAUAAAUAUGUGAGAACAGCAGAGAUAUUUCACACUCAUUUUCCUGAGGGAAGAGUUGGAGGAAGCAUCUUUAUUUAUGAAAGGCACUGACAGAAGCUCAAACAACUCAAUGUUUGUUUCCAUAUGAAGAAUGUCACACAACAUGGAUUUGCUACUGAAAUAAAUAUUUUAACUUUAAA
Messenger RNA from Sphaeramia orbicularis (orbiculate cardinalfish), 1837 nucleotides. It is a transcript of the gene pigb, whose product is annotated as phosphatidylinositol glycan anchor biosynthesis, class B. Gene Ontology annotation, molecular function: alpha-1,2-mannosyltransferase activity. Gene Ontology annotation, cellular component: endoplasmic reticulum membrane. The record is from RefSeq and is a predicted model, not a curated record. Gene Ontology annotation, biological process: GPI anchor biosynthetic process. NCBI's taxonomy places the organism in Eukaryota, Metazoa, Chordata, Actinopteri, Kurtiformes, Apogonidae.